Messenger RNA from Uncinocarpus reesii 1704, 1248 nucleotides. Its product is annotated as pre-mRNA splicing factor CWC2. Gene Ontology annotation, molecular function: metal ion binding; U6 snRNA binding; pre-mRNA binding. The transcript has a single exon. The coding region runs from base 1 to 1248 and encodes 415 amino acids. Gene Ontology annotation, cellular component: U2-type catalytic step 1 spliceosome; Prp19 complex; U2-type catalytic step 2 spliceosome. NCBI's taxonomy places the organism in Eukaryota, Fungi, Ascomycota, Eurotiomycetes, Onygenales, Onygenaceae. The record is from RefSeq and is a predicted model, not a curated record.
AUGGCAUCUACAGAUUCAAUACUCCCCACCGCGACGACACUUCCCGCUGGCCCUUCCGCUGACGUUACUAGCCUAGAAAAUGAUGCGCCAACAACCUCCGCCUUAACCAAGCAAUCCGACAGCUCCCUAGCCACCACUGAACCCUCCGAAGACCCUGAAAAGAAAACAAAGCGCGUAAUCCGCCGUAAACGACGUCCUGCCCGUGUGCAGAUUGAUCCAGCGACAAUCAAAUCCGAACCUCCGCCCCAAACCGGUACGAUCUACAACAUUUGGUACAAUAAAUGGUCUGGUGGCGAUCGUGAAGAUAAAUACUUGUCCAAACACAAGGCACCUUCACGGUGCUGCAUUGCGACAGAUAGCGGAUAUACACGAGCAGAUAAAGUAACAGGGUCAUUUUUUUGUUUAUACUUUGCGCGAGGAAUCUGUCCUAAAGGUCACGAGUGCGAAUACCUCCAUCGUUUGCCGGGCAUCCACGAUCUGUUCAAUCCAAAUGUCGACUGUUUUGGACGAGACAAAUUCAGCGAUUAUCGAGACGAUAUGGGUGGCGUGGGGAGCUUUAUGAGACAAAACAGGACGCUUUAUGUGGGAAGGAUACACGUCACCGACGACAUCGAAGAAGUCGUCGCGAGACACUUUUCGGAAUGGGGCCAGCUUGAUCGCGUCCGGGUCCUCAACAAUAGAGGCGUCGCGUUCGUCACAUAUACGAAUGAAGCCAAUUCGCAAUUCGCCAAGGAGUCAAUGGCGCAUCAAAGUUUGGACCAUAAUGAGAUUCUCAACGUACGAUGGGCCACUGUCGACCCGAAUCCAGCGGCGCAGAAGCGUGAGGCACAGCGAAUUGACGAGCAGGCAGCAGAAGCAAUUCGAAGGGCGCUACCUGCGGAUUUUGUCGCAGAAUUGGAAGGCAGAGAUCCGGAAGCUAGGAAAAGGAAGAAGAUUGAAGGAGGCUUCGGGCUGCAGGGUUACGAGCCUCCAGAUGAAGUGUGGUACGCUAGAAGCAAAGAGCUUGAAGAAACCGCAGAAAAUAGGCAGCUUGAAGCUCCUGAUCAGCCUUACCUGAUCGAGGACGCACCUACUCAACAUACCGCUGCUGAUGUCAAUCCUACGGCAACUAGUGAGACAGGCAUUCUUUCAGGCGCAACGUUAGCGGCGCUAAAGGGAUACGGCGGGUCGAAUAUGACGAUCCAGGCUUCAAAUCAACAAAAUGAUGGGCCUUUAGUAGCUUACGGCAGCGAUGAUGACAGCGAUUGA